CUGUUUAUUCUUCGUUUGUGCAUAGGUACAUUGAAGAGUUUAAAAUGGCAUCGCUAAUGGCUUCGCGUGGCGCGUUCAUCGCGCGGACUGCUGCUCCCGUCAAAUGCUUGGCGUCGAUGCGUAGCGCUAUGACUAGCCGUGCGAUCAUGCCUAUUGCUCCGCGCACGGCGCAGACCAGCUCUUUCCUGGGUGGUUCGUUCGCUGGCAGCAGCCUGGUCCGCGUUGCCCCUGCUCGUGGCGGCCUUUUGGUAAUGGCAAACAACAAGAAGUCCAUUGCCUGCACAAAGGAGGGAACAAACAGGAAGCGCCGGCGGACGUCAGGCUUUAAGGCCCGUAUGGCCACCAAGAACGGGCGUAAGGUCCUGAAGUCCCGCCGUUCCAAGGGCCGCCACGUGCUGUGCCCGGCGUCGGAGGGCAAGUCGGGUGGCAAGAAGUAAAGCUGUUGAGACGAGGCACUGAGUGACAAGUACAGGCGCAGCGGUUUUGUGUGCUGAGCUGUCGCCUUUCGAAAUAUUUGACUUCCGGACGCGUUCCGGGCAGGGGCAGCCGGGUUGGGAAGCUGGGUGUUCGCAAAACGCAGAAACAUUCGACACUUCUGCUUGGGCGGACGCCCUUUUUGGGGUACUUGCUGAGGGGUAUGGCUCUGCAGAUACGUCAACAUGGCGUGUCCCGGGCUUUGGGUUUGCUGUUUGAGGAGUAUAAAAAGGGCUACCAAUAUAAAAGACGUGGCGGCCGUGGAGGAACUCUCGCGUCUCACCUCCGUCUUCUCCUGUCGUUUUCAACAUGACCGUGACUCUUUUGUGUGGUGUGAUGCUGUUUAAAAGCCUUCCAGGGUGUUAGUAGCGGUAAUGGGGCGAGCCUAAAGCCAAGGAGCGGCGUUGGCCGGGGGCGCAUGGUUCUGCCGGAGAACGGCACCCUCAUUUGCUGGCCGCUCUAACUCAUGGUGUAAAGAGGCGCUUAAGCCGCGCUCCUUGCGCUAGUGCACUGCUGAUCUGCACUAAGGCAUUUCGGGUGAAGACUGGACAAGUCCUCGGUUCACGAGUCCAUUAGCCCUUGGUUCACGAGUCCAUUAGCCCUCGGUUCAAGCUCAAGAGUUC
Messenger RNA from Volvox carteri f. nagariensis, 1097 nucleotides. RefSeq names its product plastid/chloroplast ribosomal protein L34 (gene prpL34). Lineage: Eukaryota; Viridiplantae; Chlorophyta; Chlorophyceae; Chlamydomonadales; Volvocaceae. Gene Ontology annotation, molecular function: structural constituent of ribosome. Gene Ontology annotation, cellular component: ribosome. The record is from RefSeq and is a predicted model, not a curated record. The transcript has 3 exons. Gene Ontology annotation, biological process: translation. The coding region runs from base 45 to 437 and encodes 130 amino acids.